CGUUCGGAAGUGGCGUAUGCGGAAGGAGCGGCCGGUCCGGGUUUCCGCGUAGAGAGCCGCUUGUACGUGCCGUUAGGAGUGUUCGGUAACCGCCGAUCGUGGCCGCGGCCGCCCCUGCGCCAUGUUGCGCGGCCUGGGCAGUUGGUUGGGGCUGGAGCGGGCAGGCGAGGAGAAGCUGCUGCCGGCCGAGGAGGGGAGCAGGAGCAGCCCCGUGGAUGCGGGCGAGGAACCGGCCGCGCGGAGCCAGGAGCAAGUGGAGCUGCAGGCGGACUCGGACCCGCUCCUCAGCCAGGCCAAGGGACUCGGCAGUUACCUCUUCAAUUUUGCCACUGCUGCUACAAAAAAGAUAUCUGAAUCAGUUGCUGAAACAGCACAAUCUAUAAAGAAGUCUGUGGAAGAAGGAAAAAUCGACAGUAUAAUUGAUAAGACAAUUAUUGGAGACUUUCAGAAGGAACAAGAGAAAUUUGUCCAAGAGCAGCAAACGAAAAAAUCAGAAGCAGCAGUGCCUCCUUGGGUAGAUAGCAAUGAAGAGGAAACAAUUCAACAACAAAUACUGGCCUUAUCAGCAGAUAAACGAAAUUUUCUGCGGGAUCCUCCAGCAGGUGUUCAGUUUAAUUUUGACUUUGAUCAAAUGUACCCUGUUGCAGUGGUUAUGUUACAAGAAGAUGAACUUCUCAAUAGGAUGAGGUUUGAUCUCGUUCCUAAACAUGUAAAGGAGGAAGUGUUCUGGAGAAAUUACUUCUACAGGGUGUCCCUAAUUAAACAGUCUGCACAACUCACUGCACUUGCUGCUCAACAGCAAGCAGUAGGGAAAGAAGAAAACAAAGGGAGAGAAGAGGAUAGUCAACUGAAAGAAACAGUACGGCCCAAAACACCACCUGUUACAAUAAAGUCUCAGCUAAAAUCUCAAGAGGAUGAGGAAGAGAUUUCCACAAGUCCAGGUGUAUCAGAAUUUGUGAGUGAUGCUUUUGAUGCCUGUAAUUUGAAUCAGGAAGACCUAAGAAAAGAAAUGGAACAACUGGUGCUAGACAAAAAAAGAGAAGAGACUUCAGUAGUAGAAGAAGAGACUGCUGAUUGGGAAAAGGAACUACAGCAGGAGCUUCAAGAAUAUGAGGUGGUGACAGAAGCAGAAAAACGUGAUGAUAACUGGGACAAAGAAAUAGAAGAAAUGCUGCAAGAAGAAAAUUAAGCAUUUUCAUGAGAUCACUAUAACCCUAAACUUUUUCUAAAAACUGACGUGAAAUUUUGCUUUCAUAUUUUGCUUACGAAAGAUCUUCAAAUGACAUGAAAGAAUCUAAAACCAUUAUAAUUCCAUAUAGGGAUAUAACCAGUAUUGCUGUUCUUUAUAUGAGCAGUUUCUUCACCAUUCUUUUAAAAGAAAAAGAAAAGAAAAAAGAGAGGCACUACAGGUUACAUGUAAUAAUUAAAAGUGGUAAGAUUAUUACAUGAAGCAACAAGUUUAGUGUGAGGCAUUCUUAGGUGGCCAAGAAGUUCUACAGAAACACUUCUAAAUUGAAGAAUCUCAAGUUAAGUUUGUCUACAGCCUUCUAUUUGGGAUGUAAAGUUGGAUGUUGUAAGUAACUUAGUCCUUGAAAAUAAUUGUAUUUCAUCACAUUUUUGCUUUCAUCCCUGUAUGAUCUGUAAAUGUGUACCAUUUAUUAAGGUAUUAGUAUUAGUAGCUUUUGUGUGUAUUUAAGUUUCUUAACAUAUGUAGCCAAAGAAUUUAUAUAAAAUCCUAUCAGAAUAACCUCUGACAAUGUGUUUUAAAAAAAUACUAAUUCAGACUCCAAAAGAAGUACAGAUUUGUUAUUGAUCGGGUGAUAUAACUGGCAAAUAUUUACACAUUUAAAUACAAGGAUAGUUUCUGCUUGAUUUAACCUGUUGUUUUUGUUAAUUCAUCAUAUUAAGAUAUUGCCUUUCCCCACAGAGAGAGAUGGUUCAGUGCAUUGUUCUUCAAAAGACUGUUAUAUUUCCAUUUAAUUUUGCUGUCUGCAUGAGAACAAAUUAAAUGUUUCUUCUUAUUUUAACUGCUGAAAAAUAUAAAACUUUGGCUGGUUUGGACUUCUUUAUUAAAUACUGUAGAUAUGUGUAAAA
Dromaius novaehollandiae (emu) is the source of this 2094-nucleotide messenger RNA. It is a transcript of the gene SYAP1, whose product is annotated as synapse associated protein 1. The transcript is spliced from 9 exons. Gene Ontology annotation, biological process: regulation of short-term neuronal synaptic plasticity; TORC2 signaling. The record is from RefSeq and is a predicted model, not a curated record. Lineage: Eukaryota; Metazoa; Chordata; Aves; Casuariiformes; Dromaiidae. Gene Ontology annotation, cellular component: synapse; Golgi apparatus; nucleus. Bases 122 to 1189 code for a protein of 355 amino acids.